Messenger RNA from Scaptodrosophila lebanonensis, 2160 nucleotides. It is a transcript of the gene eIF4EHP, whose product is annotated as eukaryotic translation initiation factor 4E type 2. The transcript is spliced from 4 exons. The record is from RefSeq and is a predicted model, not a curated record. Gene Ontology annotation, cellular component: eukaryotic translation initiation factor 4F complex. Lineage: Eukaryota; Metazoa; Arthropoda; Insecta; Diptera; Drosophilidae. Gene Ontology annotation, molecular function: translation initiation factor activity; RNA 7-methylguanosine cap binding. Bases 661 to 1320 code for a protein of 219 amino acids. Gene Ontology annotation, biological process: translational initiation.
ACAAUAUCAUGCUUUACUAUUUGCGUGAAUUAAAACCACGAAUCACGUUGGUAAAUGCAACACUGUCCGUAUUGUGGAUGGUAAGCGGGCGCAUGUUGUGUACAAAAGGAAACGUCAAAAAGAGCUAUAGAGUUGUGUUAACAAAAAAGAGACCAAGAGAUAAAUCAAAACUUGUGGAUUUUUCGCCGAAAUAAACAUAGUAAAGCGCUUUUAACCAUUUCAACUGCCACGCUAUAGAGAAUCUUUGCCUGCGGCGCGCUCAAAAAGCGGCGACCACUAAACUAUAAAACGCAAUCGCGGUGUGGAGCCAAAACGCACACACAAAUAGACAACGACACGCGCAAGCAAAGGAAGGAGCAGAAUCUGAAAGAAGUGUGUGAAACUAAAAGAAGAUUCGGCAAAUAUAACAACAACAACAGCAAAAAGAGCCACAGAACUUUCGCUACGUGCACACGUAAAUCGAGUACAACUACAAAUUUUGUAAAUUUUGCUAAAGUGGCCGCAGGCAAGCAGCAACCAAAUUAGCCGCCAGAAAUCAGUAGCAGCAGCCAACCACAACAACAAUAAUAACAUCAGCAGCGUCAACAACCGUUGGGAACACAGGAUAAACGUAGUAUCAACAACAGCAGCCACAACAGUAGUAGCAACAGCAUUAGAAGAAUGGAAAAAGUACCAGCCAAACAAUUUGAUUCGAAAAUCUGGCCAGAUCUCGCCGACAGCGACGACAGCGAUGUGGAAAAUGAAAUAGAUGUGGAUAAAUUACCACCAUUGGAGGUUGGGCCCAAUGAGAAUCGCCUGCAGCAUACAUACUGCCUGUGGUUCUCACGCAAAGGCACACAACGGCACACGGAUUAUAGUAAAUCUUUGCAUGUGGUCGGGCGUUGUGCUACCGUUCAGCAAUGGUGGUCUCUAUAUUCGCAUCUGAUAAGGCCGACGGCAUUGAAGCCCUAUCGGGAGUUGAGUCUCUUUAAACAGGGAAUUAAACCGAUGUGGGAGGACCCGGCGAAUAGUAAAGGAGGACAAUGGGUUAUACGAUUGCGAAAAAAUAAGAUUGAUCGCGCUUGGGAGAAUGUCUGUAUGGCCAUGCUAGGUGAGCAAUUUCUAGUGGGCGAUGAGAUAUGUGGCAUAGUGCUGCAAACAAAAUACCCGGAGGACAGCUUAUCAGUAUGGAACCGAACUGCCACUGAUAUGACCAGUACAACACGUAUCCGUGAUACGUUACGCAGGAUAUUAAAUAUACCUCUAACAACGGCAAUGGAGUAUAAGAUACACUGUGAUAGCCUUAAAUAUGUUUCAAUUAAAGGCCCAUUGAAAAGCUGAAAUUCAGUGAAUGACUAUAAACAAAAAACAAAAACAAUAAUUUCACAAACAGAUGAUAUAAGUCACUAGCAAAAAUCCUCAGUAACUACAACUAAAACAGCAACAAACACAACACACCAACUUCAUUUACAUACAACAGCAGCAACAAUCACAGCCACAAACAACUAUAGAUGUAAAGCGUAGAAUACGACAACAAAUAAUUGUUGUUGAUGAGCAGCACAACCAGCCAACAAACACAACGACAAAGAAGCCGCUGAUAAUUCUUUAUUUGUUAAACACUUUUUUCUUACUGCUUAGAGUUAUGCACUAAUUCGAAAUUGAAUUAUUAAAAACUUAUCAACUACUACAAUAUUUCAACAGUCAACCCAAACACAAAUUAGCAAAGAAAAAAACAUUUUCGCAAAAUGUGUGUGUACUUAUGAAUGAAACGCCAUAAAUAGGUGUAUUUUAGUUGUUAUGCAUUAAGCUUCAUACCAUUAGCCAUUCCCAAUUAAGAAAUAAAAGUGUUUAAACCAAUUCGAAAUUUACAAAUUCUAAGUUCCAAACUGUGCUCUCGACUAAAAUGCAACUAACAAAAUAAUUAACUAUAAUUUUUGACAUUUGUAUUUAUAGUCUCAGCGUAUUUAUUAGCUACACAUACAUACAACCUCACGAAAUCCCUCAUUAACAACCACAUGAAUAGAAGGAAGCAGCAGGAGCAGAGCUAACUAGUUGAUAAUAUAUUGAUCUGUUUGAUAUGAUUAUUUUAAAUACCUAAUUAUUUAAGAUAAAAGGGAGAUAAUAAUCAAAUUGUUUGUUUUUGUUUUUGGAAGAAAUACAGUUUUGUACGUGAAGAAAAUA